This is a messenger RNA of Meira miltonrushii, 1856 nucleotides long. RefSeq names its product PLP-dependent transferase. The transcript has 2 exons. The record is from RefSeq and is a predicted model, not a curated record. Bases 1 to 1806 code for a protein of 601 amino acids. Gene Ontology annotation, molecular function: carbon-carbon lyase activity; pyridoxal phosphate binding. Gene Ontology annotation, biological process: carboxylic acid metabolic process. Lineage: Eukaryota; Fungi; Basidiomycota; Exobasidiomycetes; Exobasidiales; Brachybasidiaceae.
AUGGUAAAACCAGCCGAAUUACCGCAUGAGCCAUUGGCUGAAUUCAAAACAGCAUUGGCAAGAAUACAAGAAUUAGCAAUCCAAAGGCAAGAGACAUUAUCGGAUAUACCAACGAUUUCCACAGAAGAUGAAUUAAGAAAAGGACUAGAGCAAUUGCCUAGGUCAAUACCACCGGAAGGCAGCGAAUAUGGUCUCAAACGUGCGAUCGAUUUCCUGUUCGAAUCCGUCUUGCCCACUCUUGCACAAGGUCAAGCAGGACCACGUUAUUUCGGUUUCAUUACUGGGGGAACAUUACCGAGUGCAUUAUUGGCCGAUAUGAUGACAACUUUAAUGGAUGCAAACGUUCAAGUUCAUUUACCAAGAGAGACGCUUUCAACCAUUAUCGAAAAAUACGCAUUGGAUAUGAUUUUGGAUGUCUUGCACAUGGAUAGAUCACAAUGGACAGGUACAUUCACAACCGGUGCAACGGCUAGCAAUACACUUGCUUUGGCUUGUGGAAGACAGGCUACUUUACAACGAGAAACUUUACCGAAAGAAGAAGAUGAAUGGGAUCCCGCAGAGGAUGGAUUGUAUGGACCAGAUUUACCGCCGAUCAAGAUCUUUGUUUGUCAACCACAUGCUAGCAUACAAAAGAGUGCGGCCAUUCUGGGGAUAGGCAGAAAGAAUGUGAUUGAUUUGGGAAUAAAGCUGGAAAUGCCAGAUACGGGUGAUGAAGAAAUCAGCGAAGAAGAAAGGGAACAAGUUGAAGCUUUGGCCAGGGCUGAAACGUUGGAUUUCGAUUUUGCUUUGUUGGAAUCCGCUUUGAGAGAAUGUCAAGCAAAUGCAGAAGGUGCAAUUGUUGUAAUGGGAAUGGGAGAAGUCGUUACCGGUGCAUUGACAGAUCAAACGUUGGCGAUCCGAUUGAUGUGUGACAAAUACGGUGCUUGGUUACAUAUGGAUGCCGCUUUUUCGGCAUUUGUUUGUUUGCAUGAAGAAUAUCAUUGGGUAUCCACUCAUAUGGGUGUUUGUGAUAGUCUAACAUCCGAUGCACACAAGACUCUCAACGUUCCGUACGAUUGCGGGAUAUUGUAUAUCAAGAAACAUAGCGCUUUCCGUGAGGGUAAUCAAUUCAUUCCUCCAGAAGAAUCAAGGACAUUUAUGGAACAUGUUUGUUAUCUUGAUGAUAUUUGUGGACCUUCGAGAAAAGAUUCAGGACCUUCUUAUUUAGCUUCGGCACCAUUGCAAGCAGCCAACGACGAAGAAAUGACUGAUGCACAAGUCUUAUCCGCAACUCUUCCUUCACCUUUGCAUCGUAAUCUGGAGAACUCUAGAAGGUUCCGUGCAUUGCCGGUAUACAUUUCCCUUUUAUCACAAGGUCAUCGUGGGGUACGUGAAAUAGUUGAACGUAAUCUCCAAUUUGCCGCUCGUAUUCGUCAAUGGCUUCGCAAAAGUCCGUAUUAUCAAGUUCUUACUCCUGCAACAUCUUCCCUCAGCAGUAAAUUUGCUCCACACAACGGUCGUUUACGUGCUGCUCCCGGUGAACGGAACCCGCCAAGAUGGGAAGAUGACUUUUGGGCAACGACGGUUGUCUUGUUCCGUCCUCAUCCUAAGACUUGUCCGAUAGAAGCUUUCCGGGAUGCGAAGGAGGGACAUUUGCAUUUCAUUGAUGCGGUCAAACAAGGCCGAAUCAUCUAUAUUUCUCCGGGAUCUUUCUGUGGAAUAGGUGCGGCUAGAUUGGCUGUCAGUAAUUGGUAUACCGGUGUCGAUGGCGAUAAUGAUUUCGAGCAGACUAUUAAAGCUUUGACUCAGGUCAUGCAGAACAAUUGAGUCGUUAUGUAAAAUAGAUAUGUUAAGAUACACUGAAUAAUAGGAUAAAU